CAAAACAAAACCUGAGAGGUUUUGAUUGAUAUAAUUCGAUGAUGAAUAGAUGGGGAGAAGAAUCUCAAGGUGGCCCUAGCCAAAUAACUCCAGAGAUGGCUAAUAAUCUCCCUGAUGAAUUCCAUGGAGCAACACCGAUCUGGUUUGUAGGUUUGGGAGGCGAAGACACCCUGGUCCAAGAGGGUCUAUAUCCACCUUUAAACUUGACUUACACACCAACUCAGGAACAUUUCAACAAAAUUGAAUCCAAAUUUCAAGAAGAAAGGCAAAAGCAACUUUAUUCCACAGAGAACACAAAGACCUUAACGACUCAUGACACUCCUACAACUACUGAAAAACUAAAGGCUAUGAAUUUCGAAAUCUCCAAGAUCAUAAUUGGUGAAUGGACUCACAAGUCGGUCUACCCUGAUGAUCUUAAGGCCAAAUUCUACUUUGCAAAGAGGAGACUUAUGUGGGAGAUUCUCGAUGAAGAUUCAAAACUUAAGAGAAAGAUUGAGAUGCAAUGGUCUGAUGUCUUGUCUUUUAGAGCUAGUUAUCCUCCACAAAAUGAAACAGGAACACUAGAAGUCGAGUUGGGAAAGUGUCCAACGUUCUUCUUGGAGGCUAAUCCACAGCGAGGAAAGCACACUCAAUGGGAACAGUUGGAUCAAGACUUUACCCCAGGUCAAUCUGCUUCUAAAUACAGGAGACAUACACUUCAUAUUUCCCCUGGAGAUCUGAAGAUGAACUUGGAGAAGCUUGUGUCCGCCGUUAGCUUCUGGUCAAAACUCGCCAAAGUCAAUUUCCCAACUCUACCACAUUCUCUUUACUUCGAUAAUGGAAACAGUAACAACAAUGAUAAUAGCAACUUGUGUCCCUACGGAAACAGCAGAACACCUGGCAUCAACGGCAAUCAUCACUAUCCUCAAGGACUUGGUCAUGUGCCAGUGGAGAACGUAAACUUCAACAUGGCAACUGAGUUCUGCCCGAAUAAUCAAAUGAACCCAAUUUUUCAAGACGAUCACCAGGAUGAAACUAUGAGUCAAUUACCUGGGAUGCAAGUUACACAUCCAUCAUCUCAGCAUAUCAACAUGGGAAGGUACAUUAUUAGCGAGUCACAUUUUAACAAUCCGAUGAUCCCAGACGAUCGCCACACGAGUAACACAGGUGAGUUACGUGGACCGUAUCUACAAGUCAUCUUAGCUCAAGAAGAAGUGAUACAGAACAUGAAAUGCAUACGUCAGUUUCAGACCAACGGAGAAUGUUAUUGUAAUCAAUGCUUCAACAACAUCAAUGGUUCACUGCCUCCUGAUUCGUAGAUAUAAUUCUGUAUAUUAUUAGAGAUUUAGCUUCCUCUUUCUCUGCUUCAUCUUCCUAGUAAGUUCUUCCUCAAGUUUUUCUUUAAUUUUCUUUUCCAGUACCCCUUGGCGGUUGUAAUGCAGUUGCACCCUAGUUUGGGAGAUUGUUUUCUUUGUGGACCAUUAAUUUAUAG
Brassica oleracea var. oleracea is the source of this 1471-nucleotide messenger RNA. RefSeq lists its product as uncharacterized. The record is from RefSeq and is a predicted model, not a curated record. Bases 39 to 1298 code for a protein of 419 amino acids. The transcript has 6 exons. NCBI's taxonomy places the organism in Eukaryota, Viridiplantae, Streptophyta, Magnoliopsida, Brassicales, Brassicaceae.